UUCCAGCAACUGUACUCCCAAUGAAUCCACCCAUCCUAGCUGAGCUGAGAUGGCUUUCGUGGCAUAAUCUUCCUCCAGUACUUACCCUGACCGCUUUUUCCAUGUUGAACAUGGUCAUUCUUGAUCUGUCAUGGAGUACGUUUUCGGAAAGUUGGGAUGGUUGGAGUCAUAUUAAGAUGGCAAGGAACUUAAAAGUUUUGAAUUUGACUGGUUGUGCACAAUUGCAAAGAACUCCUGACUUAUCUGCACAUGUAAAAUUAGAGCAGUUGAUCCUCGAAAGCUGUGGAAGAUUGGUUGAGAUUGACGAAUCUAUUGGCCAGUUGAAGCAGUUGGUUCUUCUGAACUUGAGGUUCUGUCGUAAACUUCGCAGGUUGCCAGAAGAGCUUGUGAACUUAGAAUCGUUGAAGGAACUUCUCAUUGACUGGACUUCUAUUAGAGAAAUCCCAGGGCCAGGAGGGAUGAAAAAACUCUAG
Messenger RNA from Rhodamnia argentea, 473 nucleotides. RefSeq names its product disease resistance protein Roq1-like. The coding region runs from base 21 to 473 and encodes 150 amino acids. Gene Ontology annotation, biological process: defense response. The record is from RefSeq and is a predicted model, not a curated record. NCBI's taxonomy places the organism in Eukaryota, Viridiplantae, Streptophyta, Magnoliopsida, Myrtales, Myrtaceae. The transcript has 2 exons.